AACUCAUGAUCAUCUAACAUCAUAUAUGCUUCACCCGAUCUCUCUCUCUCUCUCUCUCUCUUCAUCUAUUUCAUAUUGAGUUUAAUUAAAUUCUCUUCUGAAUCUUGUUUAUGUGAAUCACAUCAUAUCUUAACAUUAUGGGGGACUCUUCUGCUUCGUACAUACAUAUGGUGCAGCACCUAAUAGAGGAGUGCCUUAUCUUCAACAUGAGCAAAGAAGAGUGCAUGGAGGCCCUCUCCAAGCAUGCGAACAUCACACCAGUCAUCACUGCUACUGUGUGGAAUGAACUAGAGAAAGAGAACAAAGAAUUCUUUGAGGCCUAUUCUCGAUCUCGGAAGAAGGAAGAUCGAAUGUCAGAGACAGAAACAAAUGCAAUGAUUCAAAAGAUAGUAUCUGAUCAUGAUCACAAUGAUGAUGAUGAUGAUGAUGAUGAGGAAAAUCCCAAGGAUCCAGAAGAUUAACACACGCCAUAGAAAUCAAACUUAUGAUUUACUGGUUGGGAUGCCGUUUCUUAUAAUUCGUAUACCUUAACCUCCUCACUUCACAUAUGAAUUCUUCACAUCCAGCCAAACUCAUAUAGACUAUUUUAAAAGGGCCCCUACAUCAUUGAAAAUUGAAACUACGGACUUAGUACCCUGUGGUCCCUUUCCACAUAAUCAAUGAAAUCUUGAGGAUUUCCUAUCAAGACGUGCCACAUCCCCCAGAUAGGAAAGGUUUCCUUGUGCAAUCUUUGCUAUUUCCUGAUCAUAUGAUCGUCGAGUAAUGACAAACAUAUGGAUGCCUCAUGAUUAUUAUUAUUAUUAUUAUUAUUAUGUGUGUUUUGUGAAUAUUCUAGAGAGUGACAUAUUAUUGGAGGAUGGAAAUGCAAGAAGGGUACCUGGAUUAUUCUUUCUUUGAUUUGUUACUAUCGUCUAUCAUUCUAUAUAAAUAAAUUUGUCGUAUAAAUUUGUUUCUUUGCUGUCA
This is a messenger RNA of Coffea arabica (coffee), 963 nucleotides long. RefSeq lists its product as uncharacterized. Lineage: Eukaryota; Viridiplantae; Streptophyta; Magnoliopsida; Gentianales; Rubiaceae. The record is from RefSeq and is a predicted model, not a curated record.